GGUGAUGUGCUCCCUGCAUCUCGACCAAUCAACAGUCCUUCCAAAAUCUCUAGGGUUUUACUCUCUGUGUCCGCAUCUUUCCCAUAGAGAGCUCAACAAUGGACGAAGCACCGGCUCAGCCUCCUGUUCCCCCGGCAUCAUGCUGGAGCAACGUAGUGAAGAGCCAGCCACCGGCGAAGCCCAAGGACCAGAACGGUGGCGCUUCGGCCGAGAAAAUCUUCGUGGAGAGCUGCAAGUCCUCGAAGGGCGUGGCGGUCGCGGUGAUCGACGCCAACGCCAUCAUCGAGGGAGGGGACCGGCUCUCCGGCCUUGCCGACAGGUUCGUGUCCAUCCCGGAGGUCAUGGAAGAGGUCCGGGACCCUGUCUCGCGCCGCCGCCUCGACUUCGUUCCUUUCACCGUCGACACCAUGGAGCCCUCCCCCGAAUCUCUGAGCAAAGUUAUCAAGUUUGCGAAGGCAACCGGUGAUUUGCAGACCCUUUCAGAAGUUGAUAUAAAACUCAUUGCUCUGACAUACACACUAGAGGCCCAAAUUCACGGCACUAAGCAUCUGAGGGACUGCCCGCCUCCGGUACAGACGGUUAAUGUGAGGAGGCUUCCAGAGAAAGAAAUGCCUGGGUGGGGCUCAAAUGUGCCGAAUUUGGAGGAGUGGGAAGCCUUGGAGCAUGAAGCUGGGGUUGGAUCGAAUCUCAAUUCGAGAAUCCUCCCCUUGAAAGAUUUGAAUUUGAAUGUAAUUCCUCAAGAUGAGCACUCUCUAGAUGGUUCAGCCGGGGCUGUUGAUGGUGAGAAUCAAGAGGAUGUUGAGGGCAAUGUGAGGAAGCCCAGGAGAUAUCCCCCACAGAAGAAGGAGGUGAACAUCGAAGGGAAGAAGAUGGUUGCUGAUGGAAUUGAUGCAUCGCAGGGGCAAUUUGAAGCAAAUGCUGGUGAUUGGAUGCCUGCUGUCAGUCGAAGCACUCACAGAAGGUAUCUGAGAAGAAAGGGUAGACGUGAAUAUUACGAUGCAUUAUCAGAGAAAGAAAGUCAACAGGAUGCUGAGAAAGACGCUGAAAACCAUCAGUUUGAGGCUCCCGGGUAUCCCGAAGGGCAGGUUUCAGAAUCUCCCAAAGAAGUGAAUAGUGCUGAUGGGAUUUCGGAGGAGAGCGCAAAGGAUACUAGUUGCAAUAACGAUCUCUCUUCAGUCCUGAAACAAAUGAGGCUGGAGGAAGAAUCAUUGCCAGCUCUUCAAGAAGGGGAAGACCCGUCUGCUCCCUCUUUAUCUGAUAAUGCAACCUCUGGUGUUGACGGGGAUGAGGCUGAUGCACUCGUCGAGCAAUCCGAAUAUUUGGAAAACUUGAGCCAGACCAACGGAAGUGUUGAUGUAUCUCUCUUGGAUGAUGAGAGUAGUGAACAGAGCUGGAUGCUGAGAUCGCUGUCAGAGUCUAGUGUGGCUUGUGUUACCAGUGACUUUGCCAUGCAAAAUGUCAUCCUCCAGAUGGGCUUACGCUUGGUAGCUCCUGGUGGUAUGCAAAUUCAUCAGCUUCAUAGAUGGAUUUUGAAAUGCCAUGCUUGCUACACCGUGACUGGUGAGAUUGGCAGAAUAUUCUGCCUCAAGUGUGGAAAUGGUGGGACCUUGCGCAAGGUAGCUGUCACUGUUAAUGAAAACGGAAUUGUGAUGGCUGCCCAUCAGCCGCGCAUUAGAUUACGGGGCACAAAGUUUUCAUUGCCAUUACCGCAAGGGGGAAGGGAUGCAAUUACAAAGAAUCUCAUCCUGCGUGAAGACCAACUGCCCCAGAAGUAUCUCUAUCCUAAAACCAAAAAGAAGGCACACAAGAAGGGAGAUGAUGAUUUCUUUUCUUCCGAUGACAUAUUCCUCCACCAUACCGAUAAGAGAGCUCCCUUUCAGCCUCCUGUGAGGAGGGCCUUAGCUGUUUUCAGCGGAAAGAGAAAUCCCAACGACAACCAUUUCUCCCGUUCAAAACGAAAAUAGGCCUUUGCUACUGAAGUUUUCUGUUUGUUAGUAUUCCAAGAUAUGAUUUACCUGUUAUUGAAGGCUAUAUUACUGUGAGGCCAUAGCCUAAAAGGCAUUUUUACAAUGUGAACAUGUUGAUAUUUCGAGGUAUUUCUUGUUUUUCUUCCAGUUGGAUUGGCAGUUUGCUCAAUGUUGAGCACAGUUUUGGUUUGAAAUAUACGGAUUAUUUAUGCUG
Messenger RNA from Punica granatum (pomegranate), 2181 nucleotides. Lineage: Eukaryota; Viridiplantae; Streptophyta; Magnoliopsida; Myrtales; Lythraceae. The record is from RefSeq and is a predicted model, not a curated record.